Naumovozyma castellii is the source of this 2877-nucleotide messenger RNA. It is a transcript of the gene ECM21, whose product is annotated as Ecm21p. The coding region runs from base 1 to 2877 and encodes 958 amino acids. The transcript has a single exon. NCBI's taxonomy places the organism in Eukaryota, Fungi, Ascomycota, Saccharomycetes, Saccharomycetales, Saccharomycetaceae. The record is from RefSeq and is a predicted model, not a curated record.
AUGCCCUUUAUGUCUCGAAAGUCAGACGAGAAGCCCUCCAAUUCGUUGCAAUCGCCAAAGAAGAAAGAACCUACAUUUACGACAAAGAGAAGACGCUCCUCCACCAUUAAGGGCACCCUUUCCUCCUUUCUAGGAGCUGGACAUACUGACACACAAGCAACGACAACUGCAACGAAGCCAACGGAAACAAAACCUACUAAACCAAAAACAAAACCUGCAAAACCGAAAGCAGGAACCUCUAGUGAUUCUCGGGCACCUAAAACUAAUAAACAGCGACAAAACACAUCUAAUAGCAAUGGUAGGAGAAGUCCCACCACUUUGAAUCAUAAGGAGAUAUUAAACGAUUAUUUGGUAUCACAGGGUUUCCUGAACGCCAAACAGGUCUCUCAUAAGAACAAUAAUAAUGACCAUUUACAAAUAUCAAUGGCUACAAGCGGUGAUAAUGUCUUCUUGCCCACUGUUUCUUCCACGGAUGACGAAUAUUUGGCAAGAUUGAAUGGAUUCCAAGAUGAAGAGUACGAAGAGGACGCCGAAUUCAUGGAUAUAUUGAGUCAGAACAAUGACCCACAACCUAUAAAUAAUAACAUUAAUAAUAAUACUAAUAAUCCAACAGAUACAACCACCACAACAAAUAUUCAUGCUACUACAGAAGAUACAAUACCGGUAUCCACAUCAGCUUACGAAAUGGAUAGUUCCAUGGUGUCAUAUAACGUCGCAAUUAUCCUCUCCGUUGAUAAACAAAUAAACAUUUCAGAAUUACAAGUGGAAUUAUGUUCCAGAGUGAAAGUCUUUUGGAGUACAGGUGUGCCACCAACAAAGACGUUCAAUGAAGAAUUUUAUAACUUAGGAUCCACUUCAUGGAAUUUAACCGCUGAUAACUUCGAUUUAUAUAUUCCACCACAUGUUUCCACUAAUAAUCAGGUCAUUGCAAAUAAUAAUUCUCCAAGAACCACUCAAUUAUUCAGGAACGACCCAUUGGACCAAAGAAUGUACCUCGAUAAGACAAAAUCUAAGCAAAAGUUUCUACAUAGGAUUCCCAUGGAAACAAUAAAUGUCUUGAAACCAGGUGAUUAUGUCUUUAUAUUACCUGUAAUUUUUACAAACCAUAUCCCUGAAACCAUAUAUUUACCCUCGGCAAGAGUAAGCUAUAAAAUACGAAUAGGAGCAUUAACUUUGGAUACUCAUGAACAAAAAUCCUCAGAUUUGAAUCUGGCAACCGCAUCGACAAGCUCAUCAUCCUCAGCAUCAUCCCUAAAGAUUACAGAAAGUGAAUCUGCGCAACCAUCAAAAGGGAUUGGCAAUUCCAUAUUGAAGAAGGUUAAAAAUCAUUUACAUAUGCCCUCACAUAUCAAUAAGGACGAACAAGAAAACAAGAAUACCAAUAAUGAAAUUUUUGCUGAAGUACCCAUCAAAGUCAUAAGAACACCACCACCCAUAUCUAUCUCUACGGCAAAUAAACCAAUAUACAUCAAUAGAGUAUGGACAGAUUCAUUAGCGUAUGAAAUAUCUUUUGCCCAAAAAUAUGUGUCCUUAAAUAGUGAAGUCCCCAUUAAAAUCAAAUUGGCUCCCAUGGUUAAGAAUAUCUGUAUCAAGAGAAUUAAAAUAAGCAUUACGGAGAAAGUAACUUUUGUCAGUAAGAAUUAUGAAUUUGAAUAUGAUCAAGUGGAUCCAGUUGCUAAGGAUCCUUAUAAUCCUUAUUAUCUGGAUUUUGCUUCGAAAAGGAAAAAGGAACGUAAUUUGACUUUACUGGAGGUAAGAACAAAGGAAAAGGGAGGUCGUGCACUUCGGGAGGAAAUAGUAGAAAAUAGUUAUAAUGAUAACCUAUUGGCAUAUACCACGAUCGAUGCAGGUUCUGACAGAGACGGAGUAAACAUGGUAAGUUUGACAGAACCACUCACUUUGGAGACCAAGUUAGAAUUCCCCAAAUAUGAGGACCUAGAUAGAAGAUCUGCCAAGGUCAUACCGCCUUAUGGUGUUGAUCUUUAUUCAAAUGUGCCCAAUAGCGAAAAUGUAUCAAAUGAAAACCAUCAUAGACCUAGUGUGAUAAGUUUCCUAAGUGGUCAUUCCUCAAUGAAGAAAGGUUCAACUGAAGAAGCUGAUGAACCUGCUGGUGUGUAUGAUCCCAAAUUUCACGAAACAAAAUUUAGAACCAACUCAGGAACACAAGUAAAGCACCACACGAGGAUAAACAAGGCGAAAAGAGGAUUAUAUUUGGAUAGCUUACAUUUCAGUAAUAUUCACAGUAAACAUAAAUUGGAAAUCAUGCUAAGGAUAAGCAAACCGGACCCAGAUAAUUCUCAAAAACUAAGACAUUACGAAGUGUUAAUCGACACACCAAUAUUUCUCGUCUCUGAACUUUGUAACAGUGGUAAUAUGGAAUUACCGACGUACCACAUGGCCACUACUGGUUCAUCUGUGUCCAAUGAAACAAGGCUAACACCUCCACCCACUUUUGAAGAAGUCAUAUCAGUGCCUGGAUCUCCCAUUGGGUCCCCAAUAGGAUCACCUGAUUUGGAAGCUCAAUAUGAGGCGGAUAUUUCCUCCAUUCGUCAAUUGAGUUUAUCUAGAUCAGAUUCUGCAAGUAGCCAAGGUGGUCAAUGUGAUACGAGAAGUUCGCUGACGUUAAAUUCUUCCAGUACGGCGGGACAACUUCCGCUAGGUGAUGGAAAUCCACGCUUCAAUAACCUUGAUGUCCUAUUAUGUUCACCUUCGCCUGUUCACAGGUCUAAUACCUUACCGAAUUCAGGGAAAUCGAAGAAUAAGGACACAACAGCAUUAUUUAAAGAGGGAUAUACGCUGAAGGGUAAGACAGAGAACGACGAGAUAAGUAGACCAACGUCCCCUCCAGCUUACGAAGAGGCCACGAAGAAUCAAUAA